AUGGAGCAAUGGCAGGCGUACAGCGACCCUGCCGGCGCCGGCGGCCAGCGACGGUACAAUGGAAACACUGCUGCGAUGGCUGCGUCCUCUAGUCAGAUGUCGCCGCGAGACUUUGGCAUCGGCGGCCAGAACCCAGCGCAACAGCCCCCAGUCGGCUUCAAAUACGACAGUUACCAGGGCAGCCUGAAACCGCACCAGACUUCGUCGGCGGCAGCAUCGCCCCUUGCUAGCCCCCAUUUACGCGACGGCAAUGGCGACGUCGCAAUGCACGAUCCCCACGACUCGUACGCCGGCCUGAACAACAGCGCCAAGUACCCGAUGAGACCCCAUCAUCAACACCACCUGUCAAGCGGCCGAGCGGCCAGCCUCCAACAAGAGCCAUCUGCCGCCGCACAGCGAUACUCGCCAAUGGAGGUGAUGACUCCCACAUCACCCUACAGCUCCAAGCCCGGCAGCGCAGGCCAGUAUUCACAGCAGCCCAACCAACGCCAAUCGCCCACACGUUCCUCCGAUUACGCCUCGCAACAGAGCGCGUACUUCGACAACCGCCAGGGGCCGCCACAACUACCGCCCAUCAACCCGUUUGGUUCCGGCCAGGAGACAUACUCGCCGUCGUCCUUGACGCCCAUGGACGGCGCUUACAUGGACCCUAAGUCACCCAAGCGUGUCCCGCUGCAGUCGGCCAUGCAGGACAAAGGACCGGUCCCCGAGUUCAAGAGGAUCCGCGCUGCGGCAGACCUCAAGCCCAAAGUCAAUGACCAGCCGCCAUUUCGGCGGGCUAAUCCUGAAGGUGGUUUCAUCAGCCCCCUCCAAGCGCUCACCGUGCAUCUCCCUGCCACCUACCGAAUCUGCAACCCGGGCUUUAAGUACGAGUCGUCGCGCAACCCUCGCCGUGUGUUGACCAAGCCCAGCAAGGGGGUGAAGAACGACGGCUACGACAACGAAGAUAGUGACUACAUUCUCUACGUCAACGACAUUCUGGGCUCUGAGGAGGCCGGACACAAGAACCGAUACCUAAUUCUGGAUGUCCUCGGCCAGGGCACCUUCGGCCAGGUGGUGAAAUGCCAGAACAUGAAGACUCAGGAGGUGGUUGCGGUCAAGGUGAUCAAGAAUCGCACAGCAUAUUUCAAUCAAAGUAUGAUGGAGGUGUCUGUGCUGGAUCUUCUUAACACUAAACUGGACAAGAACGACGACCACCAUCUCCUGCGACUCAAGGACACAUUUAUCCACAGACAGCACCUAUGUUUGGUGUUUGAGUUGCUCAGCGUGAACCUUUAUGAGCUGAUCAAGCAAAACCAGUUCCGGGGUCUGAGCACCACCCUGGUCCGCGUUUUUGCUCAGCAGCUUCUCAAUGGGUUGGCGCUGUUGAACAAGGCCAGGCUGAUCCACUGUGAUUUGAAGCCUGAAAACAUCCUGCUCAAGAACCUCGAGAGCCCGAUCAUCAAGAUUAUUGAUUUUGGAUCCGCAUGCGACGAACGGCAGACCGUUUAUACCUAUAUUCAAUCGAGGUUCUACCGGUCACCUGAAGUCCUACUCGGCCUGCCUUACUCUUCCGCUAUAGAUAUGUGGUCGCUGGGGUGCAUCGUGGUCGAGCUGUUCCUCGGUCUUCCCCUGUUCCCGGGAUCGUCCGAAUACAACCAGGUAUCGAGGAUUGUCGAGAUGCUCGGCAACCCCCCAAAUUGGAUGAUUGAGAUGGGCAAGCAAGCCGGCGAAUUCUUUGAGAAGAGGCAGGACGAGUUCGGGAGGCGCACGUACCACCUGAAGAGUAUGGAGCAGUACUCACGGGAGCGUGGCGUCAAAGAACAGCCCAGCAAGAAGUAUUUUCAAGCGAAUACUUUGCCGGAGAUCAUCAAGUCCUACCCGAUGCCGCGGAAGAAUAUGAAGCAGUCAGAAAUCGAUAGGGAGAUGAAUAACCGCAUCGCCUUCAUCGACUUCGUCAGAGGCCUGCUCACUAUCAAUCCACUCGAGAGGUGGUCGCCGCAGCAGGCCAAGCUGCAUCCCUUCAUCACACAGCAGAAGUACACCGGACCGUUUGUGCCGCCGAUGAACCUCAAGUCGAGCGCCCUCAACCGGUCACCAGCUCCGGGCACACAACAACAAAUACAGGCCGAGGCGCUGAGCAAACAAAGGGCACAAGCGGCCCAGGCCCAAGCCCAGGCCCAGGCUAACACAGCAGCCCAAGCGGUAUACUCGCCAAUGGUUGCCGGACAGUACCAACAACAAGGCCAUGCACAACAGCCGCCGCUCUACGGGAACAACAACAUGUACAAUCCCAACAGCGCACAUCCAGGAGCGCCGCCCCCCUACAGCGGCCAGCAGGGCGGAUAUGGUCAGAUGGGCAUGUCGCAAGCGCCGGUGCAGAUGCCGCCGGCCAACUACGCCCAAUCCAACAUGUACGCCCAACAACAGGGCCGGACAAGGCAGCGGGCGUCUACCAUGGAGCAGCAGCAGAGCGGCAUCCCGGCCGCAAUCCAGAGGGUGGCCAGCCACCUCGACCCCAACCAGCCCAUCCGGCUCCAACCCAGCCCCGCGUACUACCCGCCACCUCCAGAGGGUCUGGCGGGCAUGGACCACGGCCAGACGACGAGCCGGCAGCCGAGGAGGGGGAGCCGGGCGCAGCAGACGGGACGAGGGGGGAAUAACCGCGACUUCAUUCGGAACCUGGAGGAGCGGACGCUGGAGGAGGGGUUCAUGGGCAGCGGCCAGAGCCCGUGGCAUUAA
Messenger RNA from Parathielavia appendiculata, 2721 nucleotides. RefSeq names its product kinase-like protein. Gene Ontology annotation, cellular component: cytoplasm; nucleus. The coding region runs from base 1 to 2721 and encodes 906 amino acids. Gene Ontology annotation, biological process: peptidyl-threonine phosphorylation; peptidyl-serine phosphorylation. Gene Ontology annotation, molecular function: ATP binding; protein tyrosine kinase activity; protein serine/threonine kinase activity. The transcript is spliced from 5 exons. The record is from RefSeq and is a predicted model, not a curated record. Lineage: Eukaryota; Fungi; Ascomycota; Sordariomycetes; Sordariales; Chaetomiaceae.